UUGGACCUUGCGAGUUCGGCGAACCCAACCAGCGAGUCGCGGUCCGCCGAAAAUUCGGUGUCGGUAUCGUGUUCGGGUUUCAAUUUUGACCAUUAUUCCAGCUUUGACCCCUUUGGUUAUUAGAAUUCCGAAAUUUUCCAUAGCCUCGGUUCGCCUGGUUCCAUGACGAGUAACAGUUCGGUUGACCUCUCCAGUUACAUCUAUUUCCCCGGUUUCCUUGGUUUUAUCUAUAAUAGCCGAUAAUUUUGGCCCUGGCUAUUUUGACCUUUUGUAUUGAUGAACUCCCUAUUUCUGUUAGUCUCUCAAUAUUACUUUCCUCCAAACUCUUCACUAGCUUUUAACGGCUUCCACUUCAAUAGUUCUUCUUUCUCAGUCUCAGAUCCUUCCGAUUCGCGUUCAACUCUAUCCAGCUUUUCGAAAAACUUUAAAAAUCUAUCCCAAUUAUACUUAACCCUAGUUUUUUUAUUUGCUAGCAAUUUGCCCUAA
Molecule: messenger RNA, 486 nt
Organism: Meloidogyne enterolobii
Lineage: Eukaryota; Metazoa; Nematoda; Chromadorea; Rhabditida; Meloidogynidae
Source: the annotation of a GenBank genome assembly